ACUGGCCAAAUUCGAACAAAGGCUUUCUUUAAUAUCUGCAGCAAUGGGUUACUUUAGGUCAGCAGUCUUUAUCGUUUUCGCAAUGGCUAUAGCCAUUGUAUCCAGUCGGAUCGUGCCCCGCAAUUACGAAUCAGCCAAUUUCCAUGUGUCCACCGAAAAGCUCAACUGGCACGCCGCCGUCGAGAGCUGCCACCGGAAGGGCAUGCGGAUAGCCACGGUAGAUUCCCUGGCCAAAAUGAAUGAAAUCAUUCAGCUGGUGCACAACAGCUGGACGGUUUUUAAUCCGGCUCUGACAAACGUAUGGAUUGGAGCCACCGACCUUGCCUAUAGGUAUAAGUUUGUCUGGCUCGAAACCGGAACGACGCUUUCGAGUACGUACACCAAUUGGGCACCUUCUGAGCCGAACAGCGCCGGUAUCGAACGAUGCGUUGAGAUGUGGUACGAACCGGCGGCAAAUUUCAUCUGGACCUGGAAUGAUAAGGAUUGCGGGGCGAUUCGUAACUUUGUGUGUGAAAAGCUUCCCGCUUGUAAGUGAUGAGGUUUGAGUUUGACUAUUUGAAAUAAAUGGUAUUCAAAAAGAUAAAUCUCUGGAAUUCCUAGGC
Messenger RNA from Aedes albopictus (Asian tiger mosquito), 602 nucleotides. Its product is annotated as hepatic lectin-like. Gene Ontology annotation, molecular function: signaling receptor activity. The transcript is spliced from 2 exons. Bases 44 to 535 code for a protein of 163 amino acids. Lineage: Eukaryota; Metazoa; Arthropoda; Insecta; Diptera; Culicidae. The record is from RefSeq and is a predicted model, not a curated record.